AUGGUGGGCUGGGGGAUCCCAGCCUUGAGCCUCUUCCUGCUGAUGCAGGGCUCAGUAGAUGGGAAUGGAAUCCAGGGAUUCUUCUAUCCAUGGAGCUGUGAGGGAGACGCGUGGAACCGGGAGAGCUGUGGGGGUCAGGCGGCCAUCGAGAACCCCAAUCUGUGUCUGCGUCUGCGAUGCUGCUACCGAGAUGGCAUCUGCUACCACCAGCGGCCGGACGAGAACAUGCGGCUGAAGCACCUGUGGGCGCUGAGCUGGACGUGCGCGGGGCUGCUAUUUGUCAUCUUCAGCGUCUUCCUGUACUGGUGGGUCAAGAGCCAGGACCUGCUGCACUUCUCGGGCUUCAGGCAAUCCAAGCCGCGCUCCACGCCCUCCACCUCUCAGAGCUCCCAGGCGAGGAAGAAGUCCUCGGGCAGCCAGUCCGCCGCCAGCCAGCCUUUGAAGGGCGCCCUGGAGGCCUCGGGGACCGAAGCGGAAGAAACAGGAGGGGAGGAGGACUAG
This is a messenger RNA of Myotis myotis, 501 nucleotides long. RefSeq names its product transmembrane protein 190 (gene TMEM190). Gene Ontology annotation, biological process: hematopoietic progenitor cell differentiation. Lineage: Eukaryota; Metazoa; Chordata; Mammalia; Chiroptera; Vespertilionidae. The transcript has 5 exons. Gene Ontology annotation, cellular component: inner acrosomal membrane. The coding region runs from base 1 to 501 and encodes 166 amino acids. The record is from RefSeq and is a predicted model, not a curated record.